Messenger RNA from Selaginella moellendorffii, 1688 nucleotides. RefSeq names its product protein PIN-LIKES 6. NCBI's taxonomy places the organism in Eukaryota, Viridiplantae, Streptophyta, Lycopodiopsida, Selaginellales, Selaginellaceae. Gene Ontology annotation, cellular component: membrane. Gene Ontology annotation, biological process: endoplasmic reticulum to cytosol auxin transport. The coding region runs from base 247 to 1521 and encodes 424 amino acids. The record is from RefSeq and is a predicted model, not a curated record. The transcript has 10 exons.
UUACUCUCCGGCUCUAAGAACUCGCGGAUUUAGGUCUAUUAUAGAGGGACCCCUGCUUAAUCGGGGGGGAGAAGAAUCGUGCGCUCUCCGUUGUCCCGAUUUUUGCGCAUUGCCCGCGCAAAAGUCGAUCGAUCGUCUUCUUCUCUGGAAUCGCGCUUGCGAUUCUACUCUCUUCUUGUUCUCCGCGAUGGCGUUCUGAUUUUCUUGGAAUAUUUUCGUCAUCGUCGUCUUUCCCUUGCUUCGGCCAUGGUAGGAGCCGGAUUCGCAGUGCUUCGAGCGCUCCGUGCGGGCAUGGAGCAGCAGAACGAGCCGAUAACGCGGCUCCUGGAUUUCUCGCUCAUGCCGAUCGCCAAGGUCCUUGUAAUGUGCGCGCUGGGAGCGAUUAUGGCGUCACCGCGGAUCAAUAUCCUCACGGCGAACACCAGGAAGCAACUGAGCAAGCUUGUUUUUACUCUGUUUCUACCUUGCUUAAUCUUCACGAAGCUUGGAUCGGCAGUGACACUGCAGAAAAUGCUCGAAUGGUGGUUCAUUCCAGUGAAUGUUUUGCUCGCUACAAUUCUUGGCUGCGCUCUUGGAUGGCUUGUGGCUGUCAUCAUCAAACCUCCUCGAGAGUUUUUCAAUCUGACGAUUGUUAUGAUCGGUGUUGGGAAUAUCGGGAACAUCCCUCUUGUGCUGCUUGGAGCCGUGUGUCGUGACGACGAGAAUCCUUUUGGCGACCCCGCGACGUGCAAUGCGCAAUCCGUGGCCUACAUAUCGUUUGGUCAAUGGGUUGGAGCGGUGAUAGCAUAUACGUUCGUGAUGCGCAUGCUGAGACCUCCGAAAGGUGACACCACCGCCAUUCAAGAAUGUGACUUGACGGAGCCUCUGGUGAUAAAAAUCAACGGCCAGACCGCAGUUGUGAAUCCCCUCGAGGUUCCUGUGGUGAAAGACUACCCGCAGCUUACCGCGUAUGCAGAAGAUGAGUGGAAGGAUCCCGCACAUAACAAGCAUGCACUUUUGAGGAAGUUCCUGGCAACUCUCAGGAGUGUCAUGCAGCCAGCGAUAAACGCUUCAAUCCUGGCCCUUGUCGUAGGAGCAAUACCAUUUUUGAAGUACCUCUUCUUGGAUGACGAUGGAGCGCUGUUUUUUCUGUCUGACGCCUUGAACAUAACGGGGUCGGCGAUGGUGCCCUGCAUGAUGCUCGUCCUCGGUGCAAGCCUUGCUAAAGGCCCGGGAGCGUCCAGCCUUGGCAUGAAAACAACCGUUACGAUCACGGUUGUGAGGCUUCUAGUCAUGCCAGCGAUCGGAUUACUUGUCGUGGAGGGGGCAGAUCGACUGAGCCUCAUCCCCGCUCAGAACAAACUCUUCCGCUUCGUUCUUCUCUUGCAACACUCGAUGCCAUCGUCGAUUCUAGCUGGAACCGUGGCAAGCAUUCAGGGCCAUGGAGAGAAAGAAAUAUCGGCAGUUUUGUUCUGGGAGCACAUAUGCGCCGUGUUUACGAUGACCGCAUGGCUGGUCCUCUUCCUCAACCAUCUCUUUUGAGAACUGGUACGCGAAGAUACGAGAAAUAGUUUUGUUGUUGUUGUUGUACAGGCUUCUCACCGAAUCGUGAGAACGAAAAGACAAAGGCUGGUUCUAUAUUGGACACGUAAGUUAUUUACUGUUAUCACAGCGAUGCCUUGAAAUUUAAUAACGGGAAAUUUUUUGUC